Molecule: messenger RNA, 947 nt
Organism: Prorocentrum cordatum
Lineage: Eukaryota; Dinophyceae; Prorocentrales; Prorocentraceae
Source: the annotation of a GenBank genome assembly
GAGCGGCCGUGGCGGGCGCGGCGAACGGCAGCAGUCUGGCGCCGCCGGAGCCCGCAGGCAUCGCCUGGGAGUCUCUGUCGAACGACGGCGAGGAGGCGCCCUCUUGGGACGAGAUCCGCGGUCAGGAGUCGGGCGCGGUCGAGUCCUGGAAACGCGAGCUGCUCCGCUUCUGUGCGGCCAGCAACCGGGGUCUCGGCGCCAGCAGGGAGGACGUGCGGCGGGUCACCGCGCUGGCCGAGAAGCUGGAGGGGUCGUUCCGGGCGCCGCAGGGAUCGGAGAAGCGGCUUGAGGCGCUGACGGGGUCGUGGGCCAUCAUUUUCACAACCUCCCCCGACCUCACCUCGCUGAGGACGCUGCCGCUGCCCGGGUGGAGCACAGAGCGCAUAGGCCAGUCCUUCCGGUCCAACAUGGACGCGACCAACGAGAUCGAGUUCGUGUCGCCGCUGGGGAGCCGGGUCGACCAGACCGUGCAGUGCAAGUGGAAGCUCGUAGAGCCGGGGGCGGAGAAGCUGAGAGUAGAGCUCCUGUUUGCCGGCAGCUCCACGAGGCUGCGCGAGGUGAUGGGCUUCGAGCCCCCCGUGCCGCCCCUCACGCUGCCGCUGCCGCCAGCGGCCGGAGUUUUCGAGGUGUCGUUCGUGGACGAUCGGAGGGCCGCAGGUGUACACCUGCUCUCCUCCCGGCCGGGCCGAUCCUGGGCCCAGGGCGGGCCUGGCCAGGAUCGGGUGCCCAGACGCGCGAUGCCCGGACUUUUUCGGCACGGGGUCCCUGGAAGUCCCGGCCCUUCUUCACGGAGGGCGGGUCUUUCACACAUGUCGCGUUUGAGCGGGCACGGGGGCCCCGCGAGGGCUCCCAGAGCCCGCAGGCCACCCAAAAGCUCCCGGCGUGAUUGUUUCACCACUCGAGGCGGAUCUGGGUACAGGCUGGCUUGUACGGACCUGCCCUCCUAG